Messenger RNA from Dinoponera quadriceps, 2289 nucleotides. RefSeq names its product transcription factor AP-2-epsilon (gene TfAP-2). Gene Ontology annotation, cellular component: nucleus. NCBI's taxonomy places the organism in Eukaryota, Metazoa, Arthropoda, Insecta, Hymenoptera, Formicidae. The coding region runs from base 1 to 1665 and encodes 554 amino acids. Gene Ontology annotation, molecular function: DNA-binding transcription factor activity, RNA polymerase II-specific; RNA polymerase II transcription regulatory region sequence-specific DNA binding. The record is from RefSeq and is a predicted model, not a curated record. Gene Ontology annotation, biological process: regulation of cell population proliferation; anatomical structure development; regulation of transcription by RNA polymerase II. The transcript is spliced from 10 exons.
AUGUCGGUUCUGGAGGCCGGCGAGGCCGACCGAACGACGAUGUCACCGUUGGACGAGGUCGUGUCGCCGACGAGCGUCGAGUCGGAACUGAUGGUCACCGACAUGUUGGACGAGCACGAGGCGGCGGACGCGAAGCGCAAGAGGGACACGGACGGCGAGGAGCUCACUCCGCGGAAGCUGCCGUCGCUCACGAGGAACAACAACGAGGUCGGCUUCGUCCUCGAGGAGAGCCCUGACGACGACAGGGAUGACGACCGUUUGACUGGUCAUGGGGGCAUUUCCUCGCUGGGCGGCGGAAACUCGUCGCCCUAUUCCGGUGCCCAUCACCACGGACACCGGGGAAACGGAAACGGGGGCGGUAUGCCCCACCACGGGGGCGCCUCGUUGCCGACUGCCUCCGACUUCCAACCACCUUACUUUCCACCCCCGUUUCCCUCGCACCACCAUGCGCCCGCCAGCCCUCAGCACCCCAGCCUCGGCCAACCGCAACACCUGGAUUACCUCGUCGGCGAUCCGUACACGCAAACGCUCAACACGCUGCACCAGCACCAUUACAACCACCUGAGCGCCGCCGUCACCGCCGGCCAGAGGAGCGGCGAUCUCAGGAGAGACGCCGAGGGCAUCCACGUGACGAACAUGCACGCGUCGUUCCCAUACGACGGCGGACGCAGCAGCGGCGGCGGCGGGGGUGGCGGCGGCGGGGGCGGCGGCGGUGGCGGAGGCGGUGGAGGUGGAAGGGGCGUCGAGUAUGGCGCCGUGCGUCGUCCUGAUGCCCUCCUACCGCCUCCGGGCCUCGACCAAACCGACCUCGUUCUGCACAGCAGCCUCGUUGACGACCCCCAGAACACAAACGUGGACGAUGGAGGGUUCAUGAACGACCUGCCGCUGUUAAAAAAUAUGAAACCAUCGGACAGGAGCGAGAAGGCCAUGUUGAGCGGAAACGCGCAACCGUCGGACGUGUUCUGUUCGGUCCCGGGACGAUUAUCGUUACUAAGCAGCACCAGCAAGUACAAAGUUACGGUAGCAGAGGUACAAAGACGGCUAUCGCCUCCGGAAUGCUUGAACGCGAGUCUUCUCGGUGGCGUACUGCGAAGGGCGAAGUCCAAAAAUGGCGGACGUCUGCUUAGGGAAAAGCUGGAAAAAAUCGGCCUAAAUCUGCCAGCCGGUAGGAGGAAGGCUGCCAACGUUACGCUCUUAACAUCUUUAGUGGAAGGAGAAGCUAUUCACCUCGCCCGAGAUUUCGGCUACGUGUGCGAGACCGAAUUCCCCGCGAAGCAGGUCGCCGAAUACCUCAGUCGGCAGCACUGCGAACCGCAGGAUUCCUACAGGAGGAAAGAACUUCUUCAUGCCACCAAACAAAUCACCAAAGAGCUGAUGGACCUUCUGAACCAGGACCGAUCGCCGCUUUGCAAUACGCGACCGCAACACAUCCUCGAUCCAAGUAUACAGAGACAUCUCACCCAUUUCUCGCUCAUAUCACACGGAUUCGGAAGUCCCGCGAUCGUGGCCGCACUAACGGCUAUACAGAAGUUCCUAAGCGAAUCUUUGAAUCACCUGGAGAAGAUGUACCCGGGGAACGGCAGCGGCGUAACAAGCAGUCAGCAGUCGAGUCUCGACACGAAUAAGAGCAAGGACGGCACGCUGAUGAACGACAUGAAGAAGUGACGCCCGGAAGACCCGCCUACCUCGAACGUGGUCACGUCCAUCAGGCACUCCUGGCCGUACGAAUGAGCCUCGCCGCGCGUCAAGUCCGUCGCGGAAAGCUCUCUCGCAGUGGACCACUGGAAGAACCGCGUACACGCGUCGUAAGUGAACACGCGCCGCGGCGAAAGGCACUCGUUGCGCGCGCCUGCGACGCGACGCGCGCCGUACGCCCGAGGUUGGCUGGUCGUGAAGGCUUCUCUGUUAGGCAAUUCGAUACGCAGGGUUUGCGUAUGUGCGAUGUAACGUGCAAUCAGGGAUAUAGUCGGUGGUUGGUUAAUAGGGAACGGGAGGACGAAAUUUCUCGCUCGUGACGGAGCCCGUCGGGAACUCGAGGACGAGGGACUCGACUCUUUCUCGUUGGUCUCGCCUUUUCCGAUGCUUCUGAUUUUUCUCUUUUUGCUUCUAUUCAUUUUCACACGGAGAACUCAAUGAUGCCUUCUACUUCCGGUUAUUUCGAUUUGGUCGCAUCUAUAUAUUUUUCUUGGAAUUUAUUGAAGUAAACUUACUCAGAUUCAGAAUAUGUGUUGAAUAAAUUUGAUGUUUAUGAUGAACUUGUGAUAUAUCUGCAAAUGUGUAAAACUUAUG